GUGAGGACUGAUCACAAGUUUCAGGCAAGGGCUUCCAAACUUGUCAAGUCUGUGACACAAGCUGCGCACAAACCAGGGGAUAAAAUAGCCACUUAGCGCACACAAGAGCUAAACCUUGGUGAGUGCGGCUGGACGCUAACGCGAAGGAAUGGAUACUGUUGCCAUUCAGUUGUGGGCAACCCUCUCUCUGCUGGUGCACCUUGCUGCUUGCAGCCCCAUCAUGAGCCUGGAGCAGUCGUCCCUGGAAGAAGAUGUGCCCCUCUUUGAUGAACUCCUUUCAGAGCAGGAAGGUGUCGAUUUCAACACGCUGCUUCAGAACAUGAAAAAUGAGUUCCUGAAGACGCUGAACCUUUCUGACAUUCCCCUGCAUGAAAAGUCUAAGGUGGAGCCCCCAGAGUACAUGUUAGAGCUGUACAACAGGUUUGCCACUGACAGGACCUCAAUGCCAUCGGCAAAUAUUGUUAGAAGCUUCAAAAAUGAAGAUCUGACUACCCACCCUAUUAGUGUUACAGCAAUCCGGAAAUACCCUCUUCUCUUCAAUGUCUCCAUCCCUCACCAUGAAGAAAUCACCACGGCAGAGCUGAGACUCUACACACUAGUGGAGCGGGACAGAAUACUCUAUGAUGGGAUGGAUAGGAAAGUCACCAUUUUUGAAAUCCUGGAGAACAACCAUGCAAGGAGAGAAGGAGAGGAGAGAAAAAUGGUGGCACUUGCAUCCAGGCAGAUCUACGGCACCAACAGUGAAUGGGAGACCUUUGAUAUCACAGAUGCCAUGAGGCGGUGGCACAGAUCAGAGUCGACCACCCACAGGCUAGAGGUGCAGAUAGAGAGUGAAGAAGGGGAGGAGCCAAACAGAGAGGGGAAACUUGAUAUUGACAUCAGUCCCGAGGCCAAACAUGUGCCUCUGUUGAUUGUGUUCUCAGAUGACCUGAGCAAUGACAAAAAAGAGGAGAAGCAAGAACUGGACGAAAUGAUAGACCAUGAGCAGCUGCUGGAUUUGGAGAACCUGGGUAUGAGCAGCGUCCACAACGGGCCAGGUGAAGAAGCUCUGCUCCAGAUGCGCUCCAACAUCAUUUAUGACUCCACAGCCCGGAUCCGAAGGAACGCCAAGGGCAACUACUGCAAAAGGACUCCUCUCUAUAUCGACUUCACAGAGAUUGGCUGGGAUUCCUGGAUCAUCGCCCCAAAGGGAUAUGAAGCCUACGAGUGCCGUGGAGUGUGUUCCUACCCAUUAACUGAACACGUCACACCAACUAAACACGCCAUUGUCCAGACUUUGGUUCAUCUGAAGAAUUCCCAGAAAGCUUCCAAAGCCUGCUGUGUGCCUACCAAGCUUGAUCCCAUCUCCAUCCUCUAUUUAGACGCAGGGGUGGUAACUUACAAGUUCAAAUAUGAGGGGAUGGCAGUUGCAGAGUGUGGUUGCCGAUAGUGGAAAGGAAUGCAUGCACCACGCGUGCGCUAAGGGAGUAUUUAAUAAUUCAACCUGUAAAUGUGUACAUUUCGCAUUUCCUAUUUAAUAAGGUUAUUUAAUGAGGUGUGUACAGACAAUUAUAUGUUUCAUGUGAUAGGGAACAGGUAGAUCAUAUGAUUGUAAGGAAUGUAUAUUUUAUUUUGCACUUGCUUCUUGCUGUUUCGCUUCUUAUCAGAGAGGCUUCCUUCAUAAACAAAAGAAGGAAAACCAAAUCAUUGGGUUGUUAGGGGUUUUGGCCCCAAAAUAGACAACCUUCAUGCCAUGGAAUAACAUUCAUGGAUUUUAUUUCUUAAAAAAUAUGUUUAGGUGUUGCAGUCAAGGACAUGGUUUGAAAUGCACGCCCCACUGCAGGGGUUAAAACAUGGACUGAAUGAACAUAAUGAUGUGAUAUGUUACAUACUUAAUAUUAUGAAGUGUUUUGAUAGGUUUCCAUCCCUCCAUUCCCCCUACCACUCCAUGUUAGCAUUUUAGUCUCAGGAAAGAUCCUGUGUAUUUAUGCCCUAACUUUUCAUUACAUUUCAAUAGAAAACAAUUCCUUGCUGGUGUGUUUGGAGUAAAUUAAAACAGUUUUGAAGUUACUGUGUUCAUAUUAAAAUUUGCAGUGAACCAAACUGUGAACCUGGUGAAACCCAACUUAGGUUGAAAAAUUGUCUGAGAUCAGGAGAGAAAAUCUUCUGUAAAAUUACCCAGUGAAAAACAUCUGACAUCCACAAUGUCAGGCUGCGACUGUGCUCUGGCUCACUGCCCCCUUGGAUACUCCACAAAGCAAGAAAUGCUUCUACCAUUUUGUUUAUUAUCAAAUCCCUUGCAUAUAGUAGUGAUGCUGACUUGAGAUGUAAAUCUCCACAUUUGAUGCAUGUUGCAUAUCAAUAGCAAGGACUUUAACUGGGAGAAAUCUGCAUAAUAGCUCUGUUGAAAUCCUCAAAGAUUCAGCAAUUUAUUUCCACUAGGAGCCUGCCCCAAUGUGUCUAAUAUGUUUAAUAAAACUAUAUACUGCAACUGAAAUGGCAAAGUAACACCAUUCUUAAUCCAUGUAAAGCUAGGCAGAAAAGGAAAUCCCUCCACCCCAGCUACCCAGGGAGGAUCUUUCCUUUCUGUACGUGUUGAAGUUGUCAAUUCAUAAAGACGUUGCUCUUGCACACACACACACUUGAACUAUAUAUGAUGGAAUCACAUGCCAUGUUUCCGCCACUCUUCUGCAACAAAUCAUGGUGAUAAGAAGGUGUCAGAGCUGAGAAACAAUAGGCCCGUCACUUUAUUUAUAUUAAGCUGCAAAUUUGUCAGAUUCUUGGGAAAGUGUAAGUGACGUUGAAUCUCCUAGCCACCGCCAGAGCCUACUGUACUGUCCUGCAUCUGUCCUACACUUUUAAGGCAAAGUUAUCUUCAGUGGAAAUGAUAAGAGACUUGUCUUUGAAAGAACUGACUCUGACACUUCAUGGGAAUGAACACAAAAGACUUUAUCAAGCACCAACGGAAACCAGUUUCACCUCCAUCCAUGCAAACCCUUCUGUGCUUCCCAUUAUUUAUUGAUCUAUUUAUUGACUGUCUGCCUUUGUAAUAUAAUGUAGAAUACAAAAUGUUUUAUUUUUGUGCUCCUAUGUAUUCCACACCGAUAAAACCUUGUACUGAACAAUUUAUAUUCUGAGGCCUUCUGUUGAACAUUGCUCCAAAGUGGUUUUUGCUUAUAGAUCUUUGUAAAUAUAAUAUAUUGUUAUUAUCUUUCCUGCCUUCAGACUAUCAACCACAGGGACUUAAGAAAGCACCUCGAAGAAUGCAGUGUUGUCUGAUAAAAAUAAGCUCUUUUAAGGACAUCCUUGCUUUAAAUUCUCUGAUUCCAUAAUGUAUUGUAAAAUAGUGCAGAGUAGGUAAUGUGUUUCCAACUACAGAGCUUGAUCAAUGGCGCUAUAUUGAAUUAGACUAGCUGAGAAGCUGGCCCUUCCAAGUGAGGGAAUGACUGUCAUUGAUUCAUGAAUGACUUUGCAACUUCAUAAUCUUAACCUUGGAUAAAUGGCAGGUUAAAAAACAUGUAAUCAGUGUGAAAUCUUAAUCCACUAGCAUGAAUCAUUUUAAGUGAGACCUCCCAACUGAAAUUCCUUUUUUAUGUCAUGCUCAAACUAUCUGCAUUUCAUGUGUAAUUAAUACAAAACAUUCACCAUGUCAUUGUUAUAACAAUUAUAGUUUGCAAUUAUCCAUUAUUUAUUUUAUCAUCUUUUUUCUGCAACAGGCUUAUGUAUAUUUGUACCCUUUUUUCUCUACUGGAUAGCACCAAAAAUGCUCAACUAUAUAUCAUACAACCUAUACUAUUUACAGCCAGUGAAGAAUCUCCUUUUGCUUGAAUUCCAGUGGUAGGAGAUUGCAAAAGGACAUGUGUUCCGUUCCCACACACUCACCAUAAAACAUAUGAAAUGUCCCAAACAGACAUAGAUUUGUUACAUUACUGCAAAAAGGCUAAGAAUAGCCCUCAUUGCUUAUGCUAUACAUGCAGGAUAAGGUCCAUAGUGUGAGACAAAAAAAAGUAGAACAUAGGGUUCAAUUUUGCAAACAUUAAUGCACAGGAGUAAUUUGAUCUUUGAGCAAAGUUCCAUGUAUAAGCAUUUACAGGAUCAAUACAUAGGAACCAAGCCAAAUUAGCACAAUGGUUCAUGAAGUCUAAUUAAUUAAUCUUUUUACUGCAGUACACCAAACCAUUAAGGUACCAGUAGAGUGCCAAGCUACCCAUGAUCCAGAUGCAAAUUUUGAAAGCUCUUUGGCCGGUAGACUUUGUAGACACUAGCCCUGGCUAGUAGUUGUCUCUGAUUGCAGCCAGUAUCUAAGUGUCAGAGGAAUGUGCAAGAAACCCCCUAAUGGCAAAUAGUAAGAAAAUAAAAAACACCUUAUUAUGAUGUUCUUUGGGAAAACAUUGUUAAACCACAAUUUUAAUCUCUCAUAAAGAAUGCAUUUGUGCAUGCUCUAUAUUGUUCAGACCCUUAGAUUUAAACUAAUCAGAUUAUUCCAGCGCAUUGUAAGUUUUCUAUUUUAAAAAAGGACAUUUGCUUUAAUGGAAUGGCUUCAACCCAGUGCAAAAGAUAACUGGGUAACUGCAAUUUGGUGGCUUUUCCAUGGAUUCAGACUACAAUAUUGUUUAUAUUAUCAACAUGCACGAUGGAGUGGGAGCAUGUGGUCUAAUUUAUGUUAAAAUAAAAUAAGAGUUUUUCUUUGUGCCAUUUUAAAAUUAAUAAACUAAGCCUGAUCCUGCAAACAUAUAUAUGUUUAACGUAAAAUGUACAGUGUCCCACUAAAUUCAUGCUCUCUAUUGAACCAUUUAGCAAUGACUUUGGAGGUUCGGGGCCUUGGUUGCUAAAAACAAUACAAUAUAAAACAUCAUGUUUCACAUUCUGUUAACAGUAAAUCAAUGAUAUAUCUCUGGAAGCAUUUUCUAGGACUGGCUGAAUUAUAUUAAUGAAAAAAAAUAAUUUAUUAUUUCUGUUUUACUUCUUUUACACACUCAUUUUUCACUUAAUUAGUAGCCUAAAUUGAUUUUCUUUCCUCUCCUGACCUGCUUGAUGCCAAUGUUAAUGGAUUUUUUACUCUUAUUUUUUUA
Molecule: messenger RNA, 5051 nt
Organism: Pelodiscus sinensis (Chinese soft-shelled turtle)
Lineage: Eukaryota; Metazoa; Chordata; Testudines; Trionychidae
Gene: BMP10
Product: bone morphogenetic protein 10
Biological process (GO): BMP signaling pathway
Cellular component (GO): extracellular region
Molecular function (GO): cytokine activity; growth factor activity
Source: RefSeq, a predicted model, not a curated record